This is a messenger RNA of Dujonia railenensis, 2784 nucleotides long. NCBI's taxonomy places the organism in Eukaryota, Fungi, Ascomycota, Pichiomycetes, Serinales, Debaryomycetaceae. The record is from the annotation of a GenBank genome assembly.
AUGGAACUGCAGUCAACAACAGUUGCUCUUGCACAGCUUAAUGCAUUGAAGAGCGCUGGGAGUAGAUACGACCCUGCAGAUCAUGAAAUUGAUUUGCAAGCAAUUAGAUCACAGCCAUUUUCUAUAAAUGAAGUCGGUUUGGAAUUCAGUCACUUCCAAAAGAACUUAAUUCUCAAAAAGUUGAAUUUUGAUGCCUUGGAUGAUUUAGAAGACUUGCCUGCUGCUGCUAUCUUUAUGUUUGAGAAGAUACAAAACUUACAACUAGACGACGCUAUCGAAAUUUUACUGGAAACACUUAUAAUUCAUAGAGAAGAUCCAAAUUUCCUGCUAGAAAAUUAUGAGUUCAUUGAGAAAUUGGUAUCAUACGACGGCCCUAAAAACGAUCAAAGUAUCGAUAAUGUAAUAGAAGCAGCUACUGAAGAAAAGGAGAAUUCACCUCCAGGAUUCGACAAGAAUGCUCUGUCUUCCAUUCUAGAACAGGAAAGUGUGACUUUCAAGCAGCAUGGCCCUUAUGUAAUCGUGGACUGGGAGUUACAAAUUAGAUUGGAAGCCGCCGUCAUUUCAUACUGGUCUCCAUACCCUGAAAUUAGAGCUGUAACUGAUCCAUUUGAUGACCCUUCCAUGCCAUGUGAAACAUUCAGAGCAUACCUUUGUGCUCUCAUUUGGACUGUAAUUGGAUCUUUUGUUAAUGAGUUUUUCUAUCAUAGAAAUCCUCCAAUCUCUCUAGAUACUGCGGUUAUCCAAUUGUUCUUGUAUCCAUCAGGUAAAUUGUGUGAGUUCAUCUUUCCUAAAUGGGGAUUCACAAUUCCAUUACCUUAUAUGGAUAACAUUGAAUUCGAGUUAAACCCCGGUCCUUGGUCAACAAAAGAGCAACAGUUUGCUUCGAUCUUUUAUGCUGUGUCUGCUGUUACUCCAUACGUCGACUCCAAUAUUUAUGUACAAAAAUUAAAGAUCUUCUACGGUGAUACGUGGGUCACUUUUGGUUUCCAAGUCUUACUUAUUUUGUCAACUCAGUUUAUAGGGUUUGGUCUUGCAGGUUUAUUGAGAAAGUUUACAAUCUAUCCUGUGAAAGCAAUGUGGCCUACUAUUUUACCCACGUUGGCGUUGAACAGAGCUUUGGUGAACCCUGAAAGGAAGGAAAACAUUUAUGGUUGGACUAUUUCAAGGUAUAAAUUUUUCUUCAUAUGUGCAGCUUCUUCCUUUGUAUGGUAUUGGUUUCCAGACUUCAUAUUCCAAGCAUUAUCAACUUUCAACUGGAUGUGCUGGAUCAAACCAUAUAAUUUCAAUUUAGCAAAUAUCACUGGUAGUGGAAUUGGAAUGGGUUUAAAUCCCAUCACAACUUUCGAUUGGAAUAUCAUCAACUUUAAUGGUGCCUUAGCAGUUCCAUGGUUUUCACAAUUCAAUCAAUAUAUUGGAAGUGUUAUUGGAUUCUGUGCGAUUGUUGCUGUGUAUUACAGCAACAAAUGGUGGACGGCUUAUUUACCAAUAAAUUCCAAUCACUUGUUCACUAACACAGGUGAUGACUAUGAUACUUCCCAAGUAAUCGGUCCUAAUAACGAUUUGGAUGAAGAUUUGUAUAAGGCAUAUGGACCAGCUUACUUUUCUGCUGCAAAUAUUGUGGUUUAUGCCAGUUAUUUCAUGCUUUAUCUCUUCGGAUUUUUCUAUCAAAUUAUAAUUGACUGGAGAGCGAUGUAUGCGUCUAUGAAAGAUCUAGUAAUGGGAUUUAGAGACUUUAAGAAGCCAAUUUAUGAAAGCUUUACCGAUCCUCAUUCGAGAAUGAUGAGUAAAUACAAAGAAGUUCCUGACUGGGUCUAUCUUGUUGUGUUAUUGAUCUCUUUCGUGUUGGGUAUACUUUGUGUUGAGUUGUUUCCAACUCAAACUCCAGUCUGGGGUAUAGUAUUUGCAGUGGUGUUGAAUUUCGUGUUUUUGGUUCCAAUUACUUCGUUAUUUGCAACAACUGGAUUUCAAUUUGGUUUGAAUGUAUUGGUCGAAAUUUGUGUUGGUUACAUGUUCCCAGGUAAAUACUUACCCUUAAUAACAUUAAAGGCUUUUGGCUACAACACCGGUGGUCAAUCUUUGGCCCUUAUUGAAGAUAUGAAAUCGUCUCAUUAUGUAAAGAUCCCACCAAGAGCAUUGUUCAGAGGUCAAAUGAUUUCUACAUUCGUAUGUGCUUUCAUGACUUUGGCCACCAUCAGCUUUGAGACUGGUGGGGGUGUCAAAGACCUUUGCGAUCCUCAUCAAAAGAAUGGUUUCUCAUGUCCCCAAGAUGUGAUUUAUUACUCAGCUUCAAUCCAAUAUGGUUUAAUUGGGCCAAAACGAUUCUUUGAUGAAGAAUAUCCAAUCUUGAGGUGGUGUUUUCUAAUCGGGUUCUUAUUAGUCCCUGUCGCUGUUGCCAUUAAGUGGUAUGGUCCAAAGUGGCUAUCCAAGGGGUUUCAGCCUUCUGCGAUGAUCGGCGGUGUGAUGAUCUAUGCUCCUUAUAACUUGGCUUACUACACCCCUGGACUUUAUGCUUCGUUCGCUUUCAUGUAUCUCAUUAAGAAGAAGUACACUAAAUGGUGGGAGAAAUAUAAUUACGUAUUGUCGGGAGCAUUACAGUCGGGAGUCGCAUUUAGUGCCGUCAUUAUAUUUUUUAGUUGUCAGUAUACUAACGUCGUAAUUGAUUGGUGGGGCAACAAUGUACCGUUUGCUGGUAUAGAUGGAGGUAAUGGGCAACAAUCGCUAAAGAAUGCUACCACGGAUGCUCCUGACGGGUACUUUGGAAAUAGAUGGGGAACAUUCAGUUAG